AUGGUGCUCAUGAGGGAUGUGGGCGCUGGUGAAAGCAAGCUUCCCGUGCGUUUCUCGUUGCAGGGAGGAGCCAUCGCCAUCCUCACGGCCGCGGAGAGGCCAGCCCUCUUCUCCGGCAUGGUCCUCAUUUCGCCUUUGGUUCUUGCCAGUCCCGAGUCUGCAACAACUUUCAAGGAUCAUCCGAAGAGCCUGGCCGAAAUGGCAACGCGACUGGGAUUCUCUUCGAUCCCAACCUCCUUCUGGGUCUUUGCCGCGAAGGUUCUCAACCUUGUCCUGCCAAACUUGUCCCUGGGCCCGAUCGACUCCAACGUGCUCUCUCGGAAUAAGACGGAGGUCGACAUUUAUAACGCGGACCCCCUGAUCUGCCGCGCGGGGCUGAAGGUGUGCUUCGGCAUCCAGCUGCUCAACGCGGUCACGCGGGUGGAGCGGGCCCUCCCCAAGCUGACCUUGCCCUUCCUGCUGCUCCAGGGCUCUGCCGACCGCCUUUGUGACAGCAAAGGGGCCUACCUGCUAAUGGAGUCCUCCAAGAGCCAGGACAAGACACUCAAGAUUUACGAAGGUGCCUACCACGUUCUCCACAAAGAGCUUCCCGAAGUCACCAACUCCGUCUUCCACGAGAUUAACCUGUGGGUCUCCCAAAGGACAGCGGCCGCAAGAGAGGGGUCCCCGCCCUGAGCCGACCGGCUGCGUGACGGGCCCACGGGCGGUGGGUCGGGGAAGUGGCGGGAGGAAGGGCAGAAGCUGGCUUGUCAGGUGCGGCCUGCAGGGGGCGGGGGUGGGGGGCACACACCAGAGAAGGUUUAAAUUUCCUUUCAACCAAGACAUCCUUGUCAUGGGUCGGGCUGUCUGCUACUGGAUCUACUUUAAGGGACAGACACUUGAUGCAGAAACAGAGAAGGGCCACAGGCAGGUUCCCGGGGAGAGAACGUGCGCGAAGCUCCUUAAAACCAAGCCGAGCCUCUGCCCUGCCCCUCCCCCAGCCCCCACAAGGUUCCCAGGACACCUGACUGCAAUAAUCAGAGGACACUCCCCUCCUGUCCGUCCCCCCGGCCCCCACCCCAGGACGCCCCCACAGCUGGCCUCGCCUGGUGGCCUCUCUCUGGCCGAGGGGCGAGGUGGCAGGCGUCACCUCCCCCGGGCAGUCUCAUGUGCCCCCCCACCCCCCCGCUGAGGCCCAGAAGAUGCCCAGGACUUCCUCGAGCCGCCCCCAACCCGCGUCAGCUCCUCGUCAGCCUGGAGCUGGGCUUUGGGACGGGGUGAGGUUUGGCCCAGAACGAGGACUUGGGCAGGAAACGCCCCCUUCCUGCCGGGGAGCCGGGCCGCCACCCAGGGCUUCACGCGUUGGGGGGCCACCUUUCCUCGCGCCUGACGGUCCCUGCCGCUAUGAGGGAGCAGGUGUCUCAAAGAUCAAGUGUCUAAUAUAUAACGUAUAUUCUAAAGCAGAGACUAUGGGGGGGGGGGCCAAGGGGGGCUUGGAGGUCGGGGAGCCCGAUGCCCCCACGCGGGAGGGUCCUGGUUAAGGAAGGCGCUAAGGUGCAACCCCGGGAAAGUGGGGCCCCGGAGCGCAGCCCGUCCCCGUCCCCGCGCCGCCCUGGGAGCCUCCAGGCUGGCCGCACAGCUACCUCUGGUGGCAGAACGAGAGAGUCCCAGCUCCGCGGCCCCACCCAGGGCCGCAGCCCCCGAAGCCACCGCAGAACGCCGGCGACCAGCAGGGGGCCCGGCAGGCCUGCCCGGCCUCUCUCACGGGCCCUCACUCAGUGCCAGCAAUAAACGGGGUCACCGGCCACUGCGAGUACUCUCACUUUCAAACGGGACUGCUGUUACCUCACGAGGCGACCCCGGGUGGGGGCGGCACCCCCAGGCCCCGGACGAGGCGGCCGCUCCCCUGCAGGCCCUCUUCCUUCAGCAGCAGGAAGUGCCGCCCCCACCCACGCCCCGUUUUUCUGGGGCUCGAUCCGGGCGUCCUCAGAGGGGGGUCCCCCCUGCUCUCCAUCCAGGGGCCCUGACCACGCCGCGGUGUGGCCACGAGAGCCGGGGGCGCCCACCCGCGGGCAGACCCCGGCCCCCAGCUGGAAGUCGUGGUCGCCUAGGUCUGUGCUCUCCUGCCCCUCCGGUGGGGGCGGGGGCCGGGCGGCGCCCAUGUCCCCACGAGAGAGGCUUUCGUUGCCCAGUCUUCCUUCUCUGGCUCCUCUUCCUUCGGAGGAGAACGAUGUAGACAAUGCGCUGAGAGGGGAGGUGGGCCCGCCGGGCCCCCGGUGAGUGUGCUCCUCAGCUGAGGAAAAGCAGACCCCCCCCCCCGCGAGCCCCCAAACCUCAAGACACCCCUGCACCCAGAUCUGGAGUUCUCGCCCGGAGCUGCGACGGCCGGGUCACACCAGGUCCCCGCGCCCUCCCGGAAGCGUGUGCCGCCAGGGCUGCUCCCCCAGCCGCACGUGGGGCUCGUGGUCUGACCGGGGGACCUUUCUGGACGCGUGGGUUUAUUUGUAGGAAAGCUCUAACCGAGAUUCUAUGGCAGCUCCGCGUCAGUCACCAUUGCGUGUCUGCUGAAGACACUGCCACACUGCGCCACCUGCUGACAAUGAGCAGGCGUGGGGGCCGAAAGGAGCUGGGUCCGGAGUCCCGCGCGGGGCCACGUGCCCGCCUGCCGUGCGACGGCUGCGUGAGUCUUGAACUGAGUUCGUGCUCGGUGUUGACGCCUCCGUGCUCCGUGCUGGGUUUGGAAGGGAAGGAAGCCACUUGCACGCGGCCCGGCCGCCAGCAGGUGAGAAGACGGAUCCCGGAGAUGCGACGGAUACAGAAGCGCCAGGGGGACGACCCAUGGGGACACCAGGCCCACGCGCUGUGGCGGACGCACCACGUUCCCCCGGAACGAGGUCUCACCGGCCCCUUCAGAAGUGGGUUUCAUGCCUGACUGUCUUUCCGGGAAGUGAUGCCACCUGUAGCAGGCAGACGGGCGCUGCUCCUUUGCAGGGGGGGCGGAUGGAGGGGUGCCGGGCCCCCCAGCUUCCAGGGGACACGGGGCUCGCGGUGAGAGCGCUGGAGGAGGCCACGAAACCCCGCCCGCUCUGCUCCGCACCCGUGGCAAGGCCCCCGCUACCUUUUCUUUCUUUUCACCGAUCGCUAACACAACCCGUUGGGGUCACCGUGAUUUUCUAAGCCGUUUACCAGUUAUCGUCUGUGCUCAGCCGCACCCCCACCCAUGUACCGUUACUGGGGACUCGUGAUCAGUUCAGAACUCCCAAAGGAACCAUGUACUCCACAGCUAAUCCUAAUAAACCGGGUGUUUUCUGCA
Messenger RNA from Hyaena hyaena (striped hyena), 3292 nucleotides. RefSeq names its product monoglyceride lipase (gene MGLL). The record is from RefSeq and is a predicted model, not a curated record. Gene Ontology annotation, cellular component: membrane. NCBI's taxonomy places the organism in Eukaryota, Metazoa, Chordata, Mammalia, Carnivora, Hyaenidae. Gene Ontology annotation, molecular function: lipase activity. Bases 1 to 675 code for a protein of 224 amino acids. The transcript is spliced from 5 exons.